Messenger RNA from Monopterus albus (swamp eel), 5131 nucleotides. Its product is annotated as low-density lipoprotein receptor-related protein 8-like. The record is from RefSeq and is a predicted model, not a curated record. Bases 64 to 3036 code for a protein of 990 amino acids. Lineage: Eukaryota; Metazoa; Chordata; Actinopteri; Synbranchiformes; Synbranchidae. Gene Ontology annotation, biological process: receptor-mediated endocytosis. Gene Ontology annotation, cellular component: apical plasma membrane; plasma membrane; signaling receptor complex. The transcript has 18 exons. Gene Ontology annotation, molecular function: calcium ion binding; protein binding; hormone binding.
AACCGGAGCGGCUCUCGGGCUUUGUUUUGUGUACGUGAAUGAGCUCCAUCACCUCCUUUGGAAAUGUGGACGGAUAUAAGGCCGUUGCUACUUUUUCAUUUGUUACUCCUGAGGCUUCAUUUAUCCGAAGCAACGGACGAGUGUGAGGAUGGACAGUUUCAGUGCAACAACAAAAGGUGUAUACCGACCAUCUGGAGGUGCGACGACGAUGACGACUGCUCAGACAAUAGUGAUGAAGAAAACUGUCCCAGGAAAACCUGUGCCCCUGCAGAGUUUGCCUGUUUAAAUGGUCAGUGUGUGCCAGGUCGCUGGCGUUGUGACGGAGAACCAGAGUGUCCUGACGGCUCUGACGAGGCAGAGGAGGCCUGUAGCAAACAGACGUGCCCUCCGGAGAAAUUUGACUGUGGGGGAUCCACCAAUAAGUGUGUCUCGUUGUCAUGGAGAUGUGAUGGGGAGAAGGACUGUGAGAAUGGGGCAGAUGAGGAGGACUGUGCAUCUGAUGCCAAAGCCUGCCCCACUGGCGAGUUCACGUGUGCCAAUCGCAAGUGCUUGGCCGCCGUCUAUGUUUGCGACGGUGACAAUGACUGUGGAGAUGGCAGUGAUGAGCUCAAGUGUACCUCUCCUCUGACCUGCGGGCCCAACCACCUCCGCUGUAAUACCUCAGAGUGCGUACCGCUCAUGUGGAGCUGCGACGGAGACCCCGACUGCUCCGACAGUUCGGAUGAGGGGCUGGAGCGCUGUGGUGGGGACGGUGUCCCGUACCUGCCUAACCAUAGGGCAAACUGCACUGCCGGAGAGUUUCGCUGUGCCAACGGCGAGUGUGUGCGUUUGACCUGGAAGUGUGAUGGAGAUCCAGACUGCAAGGACAAGUCUGAUGAGUCUGACUGCCCCCUGUUGACGUGUCGUCCCGAUGAGUUCCAGUGCGGUGAUGGUUCCUGCAUCCACGGCACGAAGCAGUGUAACAAGGUCUAUGACUGUCCUGAUCACAGCGAUGAGUCUGGCUGUGUCAACGCCACCAAAUGUGAGGGACCCCAGAAGUUUCUCUGUAAAAAUGGAGAGUGCAUUGAUAGCUCCAAGGUGUGUGACUCUGUCAAGGACUGCAAGGACAGAUCAGAUGAGCCCAAGAAAGAGUGCGGACUGAAUGAGUGUAUGAUCAACAAUGGCGGCUGCUCGCAUGUCUGCAUGGACCGACCAAUCGGCUUUGAGUGCCAGUGCCCCACCGGCUACCGGUUGCUGGACAAAAAGACUUGUGGAGACAUUGAUGAGUGUGAGAAUCCUGAUGCUUGUAGCCAGAUCUGCAUCAACUACAAGGGGGAUUUUAAAUGUGAAUGCUAUGAAGGGUAUGAGAUGGACCCUGUCACUGAGACCUGCAAGGCAGAGGGAAAGAGCCCUUACUUACUGUUCACCAACCGACAUGAGAUCAGACGUAUCGACCUGGUGAAGAGGGACUACAUCCAGGUGGUGUCUACCCAGAAGAACGCUGUGGCCCUGGACCUGGAUGUGGCCAACAACCGUGUCUUCUGGUGUGAUCGCUUUCACCGGAAAAUCUACAGUGCCUUCAUCCACGAGGCCAGUGACCCCUCCCAGCAGGUGCCACUGGUGGAUUCAUCCCUGCAGACCCCUGUGGGCCUGGCUCUGGACUGGCUCCAACACAACCUGUACUGGACUGACUCUGGGGACAAAUCCAUCUCUGUGGCCUCUGUGGACGGCACCAAGAGGCGUGUCCUCAUCAACACGGAUCUCGGUGAACCCAGAGCCAUAGCGCUGGAUCCCCACCAUGGCUUUAUGUACUGGUCAGACUGGGGCACACGAGCCAGGAUAGAGAAGGCUGGGAUGAAUGGAGUGGACCGACAGGUGCUGGUGGCUGAUAACAUUGAAUGGCCCAAUGGCAUCACUCUAGAUAUAGCCAACAGACGCCUGUACUGGGUGGAUUCAAAACUGCAUCUCAUAGCCAGUGUGGACCUGAAUGGAGCUCACCGCAGAACACACAUGUCGUCUGCAGAGAGACUUGGACACCCCUACGCUCUAGCUGUUUUUGAGGAUCGUAUCUACUGGACAGACAGAGACAGGGCGGCAGUCUUUAUGGUCAACAGGCUGACUGGUCGAGACAUCUCCACCCUGGCUGAAAACCUCAACGACCCCCAUGACAUUGUGGUCUUCCACCAGCUCCGACAGCCACAAGGCCCAGACAGCUGUAAUCUGGGCAGUGUGGCCAAUGGAGGCUGUGAGUAUCUCUGUCUUAAGGCCCCACAGAUCACCGAACACUCACCCAAAUACACCUGCGCCUGCCCUGAUGGACAGGAACUGGGGCCUGAUAUGAGGGGCUGUGUGCCAGCAGCACCAAGAAACAACACAACACAGGCAACCUCACCUCUUGCUGGAUUUACACCUGGCACCAGAGGGACUGCCGCUGAAGAUGCCUCUACACCGCCUGGGGGAGUAUCACACGCUGACACGACCCCCCACUUGACCACAGUGCCCUCUGAUGCCCCUGAGCCGCUCACACCCCUCAGCACGCUCAAACCCGUGACAUCACAGGAGUCAAAGGCACUGGGCUCCCAUUCUACAGCCACCACCAUGGUCAUCUCCACCACACCUGCAGGGGACAGUAGCAUCUCACAACACUCUGGAAGCGAGCAUUUCCUCUUGGGUGAGAACCUGACAGUGGCGGUUUUGGGUGUGGUCAUCCCCAUUGUUCCUAUCAUUGCCACAGUGGUGUUCGGCCUGGUUUGCACCGGCGUCUACCUGGUGUGGCGCAACUGGAGGCACAACUCCACCAAGAGCAUGAACUUUGACAACCCUGUCUACCGCAAGACCACCGGUGAGGGCGAGGAGGAUGAGAUCCACAUCGGACGGACUGACGGUGUGGGGCACCACACCCACCACCACCCGUACCCGCAGGGUGUCAGCAUGGGAGUUAUGGGAGCAGGAGGCGGCACAUGCCCACAGUUCAUCGCUCUGCCACUUGGGGGCAGCAUGCCCGAUCCAGGGACCCACUGGUACACAGAGCAGCCCAUGCUCACCAGUGCAAAGUGAACGAUUAGUGGGCGACUUUUACAGGAGAUGGCCGCUCAGGCACACGCACACACAGCCAGGUCAGAGGUGACUUGUACUGAGUUUGCUGAAGGGGCGAACAACAUAUCAUUAAGUGUACAUGCGGCCAUUCACAGCCAUGUCUUAUGCCAAUUUCCAUUUAACAAGAUGAACACAAUUCUUUAAAAAAGUACAGUAGUUUCAUAUCUUUUCUGCGCUGGAGCUGGAUCUAUUUUUCUCUGAAAAAACACUGAGAAUUAACUACAGAAUUAUUAAUGUGUCAUACUAUGUUCUCAACUCCUGAGUCUGACUGGUAUCUGUUUGCUUUGAUAACUGAGUGAGGUGUGUGUUGUGCGUCUUAUACUGUGUUUUGUGACUGGGCAAGUGAGAAGUCAUGUUUCGUAUUGAUGUAUUAAAUUUGGGCUUUGUGUUAUUCCUGGUGCACUAUGGAGCUCUGGGAGGAGGAGGAGGAGCUCUGAAAGUGGGACAGCGCCUGCGUUGAUGGGACAAUCUGUACAGAUUCAUGUUUCACUCAUAAAUGUCAUUAAUUCUGUCGUUUUGUGUUAGUAACAUGUUCUUGGUGGGCUUUAAAGAAAGGUUACAGCCGUGUUUUGUGAUUUCUCUCUGGUCAGAGGCAGCCUCAAGAGUGAAUUGUCUGACAAGUCAAAGUGCAGUUCAUUACUGUUGGUUGGAGAGGUUAUGUUUUUAUUUGUCCUCUAACAGGCUGGAGCCUAGGGAGAGGUCAGCAGGUUUGCAGGCUGGAAAGAAAGAAAUGGAGACGUACAGUAUUUAUGAGCAGUGGAGUCGUCUUCUUUAUUGUGACUUUUUUAGAUGUUAAGUGGUUUUUAAAAAGUAAUAGACUGCAGCUUUUAGGUAGGCAACAGUGUUACACCGCUGACAGAAAUCCUCAUUAAAAAUUGUAUUUAAUCACCUGCUUUUGACUGUGACAAACAUCCACAAAAAUAACGCCCCAUGUGAAGUGAUAAGGAAUUCAUGCUGUUCUCCGGUGAACAAAGACAGUGUGCACUUUGCCCUCUGAAAACAAAAACAGCAUGUCUGAUUGCUCACCAGCUGAAAGCGCAGCCAGUUUAUUGUUUGAUACAAGAUGCAUACACAUACAUGUUCACAACAGAGAGCCAGAUUCCCUGCCUGCUUUCUUUUGCUCGGAGAUGGACGAUAUCUGAGCAGACAGUUUUGGAUAGUGCCAUGUGGGAGGGCCCAGCUGGCGGCGGCUCGAUGAGAGCGACCUGUCAUAUGAUGUAACCACAAAAAACAAAAGUGAGACUCUGAUGGAAUGAGGUUGAGACCCGUCCUGUUUCAUGCAGGCUUAGUCUUAUUAUUAUCACUGUUACUCCAUUCAUAAACCUUAAGUCUGUGUGUGUGUGUGUGUGUGUGUGUGUCCAUGUGUGUUAUGCAUGUGAGUGCUGAUGUUCAUUCCACGGCCAUAUUUGAGACUUUUUUAUGCUCUUUGUUGCACAACCCUCUUAGAAUGCCUUCUGUAUUGUGUAUUGCAUGGAAGAAAGUGUGUGCUAGUGUGUGAAUACACAGGCGCGUGAGUGUGCAAGUUUACGACACUGAAGCUUUGAGGGUGCUUUUUGAUUCAUUGAUUUGUAAAUAUGUUUUCAUAAGGUUUUUGAUAAUGUACAAUACAAUUAUGUAAAAUAAAAGAUGUACAUAAGAUUUUAGAUAACAUGUUGGCAGGUAUAUUAAUUUAUUUGUAUAUAAAAGAGCACUGCAUUCCCUGAUCGUAACUAAUUCGAAUGAUCCACCAAAGUGGUUUGUGUUGUUUCUUGCUAUACCUCAUUUAGCAUCAUUUUUGUGUGCAAACCUUUCUUUGUCGACCCAUGUAAAACAUGGCGUCCCUCCUGAUUGACUCUCAUAUUUUUGCAACACUUUCCAGCCUUGGUAUCAAUGAGUUUUUAUUUAUCUGUGCCUUUUUGUUUAAUUGCUUCUUUCAUUUUCCUCCAGUAUUUUUCAUGAAAAGGACAGGGAUCAGCCAGCUACUGUACAUGCAAAGAUAAACUGGUUCCACUCUUUCAUUUUCUGUAUUGAAUUACCUUUGAAUAUCUCUAUAUAUUGAUAUAUAAAAUCUGACUGA